ACCGCGUAAGUGCAGUGUAAUGUUUGAGCAGGCAAACAAUUCGAGAGAUGUUGCAAUUGAGGCGAGUCUACACGAUAAAGCAACCAAAAAUCUGAAUCAAACCAUCAGCCAUCAUCACCAUCAUCAUUCUUAGCCAGCAUAACUACCUCAACACGCCUCUGUCAACCCGUCCGACCCGCAAUCAACAACAUGUCCUCCCGCACCCACGCUCACGGCCACACUCCCGGCCACCCAACAACACACGCCAAAGCCGUCGACCCGUCGGCCGCCAGUCACCAACACCUGACCAACCAUCCAACGCACUCCGACCCUCCCAAUCCAGCAGACAACACCACUAAUUUCCAAUCCUCCGAUCCAAGCACGAACGCCCACGCCAAACCCACGAGCAAAGUCAUGGGCGACCUCAAGGGCAUGGCUCACGGCGUGACCGGCAGUAUGGAAGCCGCCACCGGCACACUCCUGCGGAAUAAGAACAUGCAAGAAAAAGGGUUCGAGAAAAUGAGCGAAGAGGACCAACGCCUGGCCGCGAAGAGUGGGAAAGCACCCGUAGGCACGACGGCUGUCGAUGAGAGCAGCCCUCAGGCCGCGAGUUAUGGGCCAGGACGGACGACAACCGAGUUGUCGAAGUAAGCUGGCCCUUGACCAUCGCGUCCAAGGUGUGGCGGAGAGCAUGGCGAGACGAGGCUUGCAGAAAGACAGCAUGGAGACGGGCAGGACAAGCUAAUGACCGGAGCAUUGAUGCGUACGAAACCCUCACGUCGAAGGGGGCCUUGGUGCUCCUGCGACUGCUUUGUCAAUGGCCAUUCCUUACGCUAGACUAAGGCGAGGGCAGCAAGCAAUAGUACAAACUAAGCUGGGAGAAGGCUGUGCUGGAGUCAACUGAGAUACCACUAUUUGCCUUGCACUAGCGAAGUAUUCACGACAUAUCGUGCAACAAUUCAGAAUUGUUCAACUCA
Messenger RNA from Exophiala xenobiotica, 956 nucleotides. RefSeq lists its product as uncharacterized. The record is from RefSeq and is a predicted model, not a curated record. Lineage: Eukaryota; Fungi; Ascomycota; Eurotiomycetes; Chaetothyriales; Herpotrichiellaceae. Bases 190 to 630 code for a protein of 146 amino acids. The transcript has a single exon.